AUGCUCCACUUCGCCAACGUCCUCGGCCCCGCCUGGCCCGUCGUGCUCGUCACCCUCCGCGCCAACUGGAUCGAGCCCCCCAGCCCGGCCUUCCGCCGCCUCAUGGCCGAGCAGCGCAUCCGCAUCUUCUUCCUCCCCGACGACACCACCUUCCCCGACCACCCCUCCGUCUCCAAGUUCUUCACCCGCCCCUGGCUGUGGGAGCGCUUCGCCUCCGCCGACCGCGUCCUGCUGUUCCAGGCCGACUCCGUCCUCUGCAGCCGCAGCGAGCGCCGCGUCUCCGACUUCCUCGAGUGGGACCUCGUCGGCGCCCCCAUCAGCAGCGCCUACGGCGUCGGCUACAACGGAGGGCUGUCGCUGCGCAACCCCAAGGCCCUGCUGGACAUCACGCGCGACCCGGCGAAUGCAAAGAUCCCCAGCUGGGAGAAGUUUGAGGACCAGUGGUUCUACAUGAAGCUCAAGACGCGGGGAGAAGGAGGGGAACCGGGCACCGAGGCGAGGCUGCCCAGCGUCGAGGUCGCUAGCCAGUUUGCCGUGGAGACGGUGUGGGCUGAGGAGCCGUUGGGCUAUCAUCAGCCUUUCCGGUGGCUUACGCCUGCGCAAAAGACAAAGGUUAUGGAGUGGUGUCCUGAGGUGGCCAUGUUGCAGGAUGCGAGCCACUUUUUCUCAUAA
This is a messenger RNA of Cryphonectria parasitica EP155, 672 nucleotides long. RefSeq lists its product as uncharacterized. Bases 1 to 672 code for a protein of 223 amino acids. The transcript has 2 exons. Lineage: Eukaryota; Fungi; Ascomycota; Sordariomycetes; Diaporthales; Cryphonectriaceae. The record is from RefSeq and is a predicted model, not a curated record.